AGUUUGCUGUGGUAGAACUAGAAGUUUAAAUAGACCCAAAGAUUGUAUAGCGCGGCGCUAUACAAUCUUUGGUUAGAACCGGAACCAUACAUAGACUGAAAGCUAGACAUGCUAGACCAAGGAACAGAUCUAGAUUGAAUAAAGCCGUAGGCUAGCUAUAGGCCUAUGUACGUCACUGUUUAGAAGAUUGUGCAACAAGAAAUGACAGGAAUCUAAAAUGGAUGGCAGAGAACCUACCUAGUGUUGGUAUAUUUAGGCGUCAGAAUCUGUCUCAUCGAGGGAGAUACAAAAAUGAAAACGCGUCGUCUACGACAAAGUCAAAGAUGCCAACUAUUGAAGACUUCACCAUUCUCAAACCCAUAAGCAAAGGAGCGUUUGGGAAAGUCUACCUUGGAAAACGAGCAGACAGAGAGGAACUCUAUGCCAUCAAAGUUAUGAAGAAAUCCGAGAUGUUACACAAGAAUAUGGUCCAGCAGGUGACUGCGGAGAGAGAUGCGCUGGCUUUGUCUAAGAGUCCCUUCAUUGUCAGAUUAUACUACUCCAUCCAAACAACAAAAUUCAUUUACUUGGUGAUGGAGUAUUUGAUUGGUGGUGAUCUCAAAUCUCUGCUUCAUGUCUGUGGUUACUUUGAUGAGUCGAUGGCAGUGAUGUACACAGCAGAGAUUGUACUUGCCUUGGAGUAUCUGCAUAGCCACAGCAUUAUACACAGAGAUUUGAAACCUGACAAUCUUUUGAUAGCCAAUGAUGGCCACAUCAAGUUAACUGACUUUGGACUCUCACAAAUCACACUCAACAAAAGAAUCAGUGUAGCUGACAUCAUGAGCACUCCAUCAGUUCCUAAACGUGGAUCCAUUGACCUCUAUCGCACACCAGGCCAACUCCUCUCCCUCACAACUAGCUUUGCUUUUAAUCAGCCUUCCACAAUGAAGAACAGAUCCCAAGAAUCUCCCCACUCCACACCACUCACUGCACUGGGAAACAAACCCCUGUACAGGCCACUGUCACCCCAAGAGAGACGAGAUAGAUCCAACAGCUACAUCAGCUUGAUAGAAUCCCCAUCCCCUGUUGCCCCUGUGAUAAAUGUGACUGAUGAUGAAUCCAGGUCAAAGGUUACUGAAAAAUCACAUGUGAAAGGUCAUGAGGGUGAGGUUGAAGAACCAAGUCAAGGCAAACAGGUUGACAGUGUUUCAGGUGUGAAGGGUCACCGUCUAGAGAAGGAGAAUAGAGCGGGGCUUAUAGAGACACCACUAAAUACAGGAAGUAGGCGGAGACUAGGAAAGGGGAAGGAGGGUGUGGCUGGGAGUGGAUCUGUCCCUAUUGCUAAGAGGUACCUUGGUGAGAGUUCAGUGGCACCUGUAAUGAACUUGGCCUUUGAGCAUGCUGAGAGUAAAACCUCACCGAUAGCAUCACCUGAUCUAGGGUAUGAUAGUAGAAGUUCACCUAGGAGCAAUGAUGGGUCAUCUUGUGGUAGAGUCAGUGGUUUAGAAGCUGGUAGUGAUGGCAAAGUUGUUAAACACGCACCAAGUCCAAAGACCAUCACAUCAUCUACUCCACUAACUUCUCCCAACCUUGCUGGAGAUCAACACUCUACACCUGAUGGGGUUGGACACCUGGAUGCUUCUAAGUCACCAAAGGUAUCAACUGCAGAUUGUAAUGAUGGAGGGUCAAGCUCUCAUUCUAAGAGAACUUACAGCACUGACAGCGAUGAGUUUGAGUCACGUAAGAGUCCUGAAAUUACUCGUGGAAGGAUGUUAAGCUUUGGAUCUAGUGAUAUGCCUCGACCGCUUGGUACAGGUGCAAGGAAACGCAAAUACUCCCAGUUAUCAGAAAUUAGUCCUGUUGGGGAAAGAGAGAUUGUCAUAGGGGAAAGGCAUACAGGCUUGACCAUGGAAGUCAGCGUCAUGGGACUUGCUGGGUCUAUCCCAAGUAAUGAUGCAGCCAAUAGAUCAAUAUCAUCAAGUCUGACAUCUUCACUCAAUGAAAGUCUUGAAGAGUCUUCAGACAUCAGUAGGUGUUCAGACAGUGCAACUGACAUCAAAGCUAAGAGAACGAAGCGUAAUGUUAGCUUUGACUUAGAAGGUGGACGUGAAGAGUUGACAGCACCAUUGUUAGUACGUCCUCGACUGAACACAUACCUGGAGCAAACAGCUAAGAUGGAAACAUUUCAAGAGGAGAAAUCAUUGGAUCAAUCAGAUGGCAGUAUGGAUGAGAACGAUGAACACUCUACCAAUCAAUUACCACAUCUACCUACAUGUAUGUCAUGUGAUAAUGACGUCAUCGCAGAUUGGGCUGAUAAGAAGCCAACCAGGACCCCUUACAGGUCUCACAGUGCAACACCAGCUGCAAGUAAAUCCACCUUCAAGACCCCAGCACAUACCUCCUUCCGAACCCCAGCUUGCACCCCAUACAGGACCCCUAAGAGUGUGCGCAGAGGACCUCCCCCAGACGUGGCCCACCCUGAAAGAAUUCUAGGUACUCCGGAUUAUCUAGCACCAGAAUUACUACUCCGGAAACCACAUGGUGUUGGCGUGGAUUGGUGGGCUUUGGGUGUGUGUUUCUUCGAGUUCUUGACUGGCAUACCACCAUUCAACGACCAGACACCAGACCUGGUCUUCCAGAAUAUCCUGAACAGAGAUAUUCCUUUGCCAGAAGGGGAUGAGGCUUUGUCCAGCAAUACUUUGGAUGUUAUUGAUCGUCUUCUUACCAUGGACCCUGAGCAAAGGGCUACAGCAAAGGAUUUGAAGCCCCACGCUUUGUUUGACGGCAUUGAUUGGUCACAUAUCCGUGACACUGAAGCCCCUUUUAUUCCAACACCAGAUGACAAGACAGACACAACAUACUUUGAUGCUCGGAACAAUAUGCAACAUCUUCAGAUGUCAUCAUUUGCACUCUAAGCUCCUUAAUACUCCAACUGAAUGGAGGGAACAUGACCUGAUCAAUGCAAAAUGUUCUAUGAAUACAAGACCAACUCAAAUUGUCCCUUUCUAAAAAUCUCAUCAGAUUACUUAGCCUAGCUGUACCUGUGGAUUUAUAACCCAAGAUGUAUGACAUUUCUAUUCACUGAUAACAAUAAUUACCUAAAUUAGGUUAUUUAUGACUAGUAGAUACAUGUACUUGGAGAGAGAAUUACAUUUCAUUCUACAAAUGUUUGGAUUUGCCAAUAAACAUUUUUAUGCUACGGACAAAUUUCGGGCGGGGGUUGUCAGGAAUGACACUAGGAUGUCAAUAACAGGCACCAAAUAUAUUUUUUAAAUAAUUUGUGAUCUUUCCAAUUAAAAAUAAACAAUUAUUUACUUCUGAAUUCACCAGAAAAUGAAUUAAGACUAUAGGAGUGAUUCUCUUUUGCCGCACAGCUCUGUUGCUCUAAUGUUAAUUAGAUGUUGAGGACAGUUGCAUAUGAGCCAAAAAAAAGUGUUCCUGCUUGAUAUGGUUGAUGUACAUGUACCUGAUUUUUUUUGAGAAUUUGAUAAGCAAAUCUGCUUACAGUUUUUGUUAACGGUUUAUUUUAAAUCAAAAAUGCUUCUGAAAGUACAUGUAGGAUUACACAGGUGUACAUGUAGGCCAAAGAUAAAGUAAAGGCUAAAUAUUUUGCAAACUGUAUUUUGUAAAGAUAAUGCAGAAGAGUUUCAGUUUCGGUGAGUAUAUCAUUUUUCUUUUGGUUAGAAUUACCGGUACUUGAACAAGUACAUGUACAAUCAAUUUGAAACUGAAUCAUUGACUCAGCAUAUGGUUAGUCUACAUGUGUACGUGUAUAUCAGUACAGUGUACAUGUAUAUUGUAUGGCUGCGGAGAGUCAUCUCUAUCGGGUCAAAGUUUAACCUUAACCUACAUGUAAACUGCAAAUACUUUCCACUGAGAUGUGUACAUUAUUACAUUUUGUCAAAUGUGAGGGGAAACUAUUAAUUUAAGUGACAAUUACGGAUGUAAAGUUUUGAAAUAAAAAUUAGAACCAGAAUCUUCAAGUGAACUUGGAAUUUGCUCCAUACAAACUACAUAUACUGUUACGUGUAGCCUUUA
Molecule: messenger RNA, 4017 nt
Organism: Acanthaster planci (crown-of-thorns starfish)
Lineage: Eukaryota; Metazoa; Echinodermata; Asteroidea; Valvatida; Acanthasteridae
Product: serine/threonine-protein kinase greatwall-like
Biological process (GO): intracellular signal transduction; peptidyl-serine phosphorylation
Cellular component (GO): nucleus
Molecular function (GO): ATP binding; protein serine/threonine kinase activity
Source: RefSeq, a predicted model, not a curated record